GAGACAGCGAGUGGGAGGCAAGCUUUGUGUGGAGAAACAGAAUGAACGGGCUGUUAUUUUAAGCUAGGGCAUUAAUUCACUUGUUUAAUAUUUCCUUCCAUACACAUGUGAAGUGGUAUUUUACAGGUUUGGUACUGAGAAAGGUUUACAUCUCUAUGGCAACAUCGACAUAUCAAAUUAUCAUCACCUCCGCAAGGAAAUAACGGGCAGGGCUGCUGCUGCUGCUGCUGCUACUGGUAUAUUUAUUUAUUUUCCCUCAUGCGUCCUGCAACGUUGUGGGAAACGCGAUCGAGUCAGGCAGCGAUAUCUGAUUUAUGAUGGAUUAAUGGUCGUGUGAGCUGCAUAUGAAAGAAAGGGUUCCAAUGCUGAAUAUGUCCACUCCCAGUGACCUCAAGUCUCCCUGCGUGACCCGAAACGGCAUGGUCAAGUUGCCCCCCCAGCCCAACGGCCUCGGUUCGGCCAGCAUCACUAAAGGCACUCCAGCUGCCAAGAAUCGCCUGUGCCAGUCAUCCUCCGUGCCCACCAUCUUGCCUCCCCCUAGCCUCCCCUAUCACCUGGAGCCUCUGCCCACAGCGGCCUCACUGCUGGGCCCCGACCUGGACACGAGCCCCGUGACUGCCAUCAAACCUCCCCUCCGGCAAUUUACCAUGCCCCUGCUGGAGAGACAACUGGUGCUGGACGAGAAGGUGCUGAACCGGCUCUUAUGGUACUUCACCACGGCAGAAAAGUGCAUUCUAGCCCAGGUGUGCAAGACGUGGCGGAAAGUGCUCUACCAGCCCAAGUUCUGGGAAGGUGUGACGCCCAUUCUACAUGCCAAGGAACUCUACACUAUCCUGCCCAAUGGGGAGAAAGAGUUUGUUAGCCUGCAGGCUUUUGCUCUCAGAGGCUUCCAGUUCUUCUGUCUGGUGGGAGUCUCGGAUUUGGACAUUUGUGAGUUCAUCGACAACUAUCCGCUGUCGAAGAAGGGAGUCAAGUCUGUCAGUCUAAAGAGGUCGACUAUAACGGAUGCGGGACUUGAGGUGAUGCUGGAACAGAUGCAGGGUCUGAUGCACCUUGAACUCUCCGGCUGCAAUGAUUUCACAGAAGCUGGCCUGUGGUCCAGCCUGAAUGCACGGCUUACCUCUCUCAGCGUCAGCGACUGCAUCAACGUGGCAGACGACGCCAUCGCCGCCAUUUCUCAGCUCCUUCCCAACCUAUCGGAGCUCAGCCUGCAGGCCUAUCACGUGACCGACACGGCCAUGGCCUACUUCACCGCCAAGCAAGGCUACACCACCCACACGCUGCGCCUGAACUCCUGCUGGGAGAUCACCAACCAUGGCGUAGUUAACAUGGUGCACAGCCUGCCAAACCUCACCUCCCUCAGCCUGUCAGGCUGCUCGAAGAUCACUGACGAUGGUGUGGAAUUGGUUGCAGAGAAUCUGAGGAAGCUCCGGAGUCUGGAUCUGUCCUGGUGUCCCCGUAUUACUGACAUGGCCCUUGAGUAUAUCGCCUGUGACCUACACAAGCUGGAGGAGCUGGUUCUGGACCGGUGUGUGCGGAUCACAGAUACAGGCCUGGGUUACUUAUCUACCAUGUCAACUUUGAGAAGUCUCUACCUGCGCUGGUGCUGUCAGGUGCAAGACUUUGGGUUACAGCAUCUAUAUGGCAUGAGGAGCCUUCGUCUUCUCUCUCUGGCAGGGUGCCCUCUGCUGACCACUACUGGCCUAUCAGGCCUGAUCCAACUGCAGGAGCUAGAGGAGCUGGAACUGACCAACUGCCCGGGCGCCACAGCCGAACUCUUCAAAUACUACUCCCAGCAUCUGCCGCGCUGCAUGGUCAUCGAGUAGAGCAAAGAGUUUCAUGGGCACCAGCACCCACCACAUCACCAAAACCUCCUCCUACAGACUGAUGAUAAACCCAACUUCAUCCUGGACCCACAGGAAGAAUCAACGAGAGAAAUUGAAUGGAAGUUUUUUUCUGGAGGGGUGAUAAAGGAUCAUUGACAUGGAAGACAAAAAGGGAAAUCUGAAAGAAAAGGUCGGAACGGGCCUGGACUGACGAGCGAGAGGGAAAAUGUACAAAGCGCAGUGGGUCAGAGGCUAGAUCUUUCAUUAAAUAACAUGACACAUAGGAAUCAGCCCCCACACAUACAUGAAACAUGUUCCUUCACUGAACUGUGAGACUAGCUUCCAUGUCUCAUCCAAAACUGUUUAUCUUGAAGUGACAAAGGUGUGCGCUGCCUGUUUGAGCUGUCUCUCAUAUCCAGGGAAAGGUAGAGAGGAACCGAAACGUUUAAGGGAAAGAACGAGGUUAAGGAGCCACUGCAACAGGGUCUCUUCGCUUUUGUCCAGCGCCAUCCGGGUCUCUCGCUCCCCUCAGUGGUGCUGCCGCUCCAUCUCUGUGUCUUAUCAAGGGAAAAAAUCGAGAACUUUAGAGAUGAACAGCUACGUAGAUUUUCACAUCAACGCUACUUGCUUUUUGUCAUGCAGUUCUCUUUUUGUCUUUUUUUUUUAAAUAUUAUUUUUUUAAGUAUUAUUUUUGAUGAUAAGGAUUACUGUGAAACAUUUAUGGUAUGAGUUCGAGGUUUCGGACACUUUGAAUAAGAUGGAAAUCCAGGUACGGUGAAGGUACAGUAUUAAGAGGUACUGUCCUUUGAAAGGAACCAGCAUAAUCAGAAGUCAGGAGGUUAUUUUUCCCAGCAGAUUGCUCUUUUAAAGACAUUUCCAGAUAUUUUGAGUCGGGGAGAGCGGGGCGGAUCAGAACUGCUCAUGCAUUUUAAUAUAGUUCAAAGGGACUGUGGUUUGUACAAAAGAUAGCUUGGCUUUUUCAUCUGCCUGGUUUAUUUUAAUUCCAUUUUGAUGUCAAUUGAUAUUAGUGGCUUAUGUGCAGGUUUCCAUAUUAAUCCUGAUUCAAUUGAGAUGAGAUCUUUGAGUGAUCCCAUAAUGCACCUGGACCAUGUGACAGCCUUUCAUAGACUGAAACUGCACGUCAUUGCUUACUUGUCACCAGGCCAAACCAUUACAGCAGCGGACAGCAUGGCAGUUCUACCAUAGUUUCUUACAGUACGGGCGCAGUGUCUCUUUCAGCCCGAGUGCUUUUAAAUACAUCUGAUGAAUACGGUUUACAGUGAUUUGCAUCAAAUGCAGAGGCAGGCCAGUGUAAUUAAAGUGAUCACAAACAUCCCACACAAGCUUAUUACAGUAGUCUCUCUUCAUCUAGCAGUUUUGCUUCCCCAUUAAGCAAUACCCACAUGUCUGCUUUUAGAUUAGCAGCGCCUCUUUUGAUUUUCAGAGGUGCCGGUUCUUCGCCCUCACAAUUGUGCUCAUCUGUGGUGCCUACCUCAUUUUAUCAUGGGGUAUGUAGAAUACAGGUCCGCAUGGGAAUUUGCAGAAACCAGCCAUGCAUUUGUUUUUUUUCCCCAAACCACUCCAUACCCCACCCCGAACCCUGCAUUUGUCCUCUCAGGAGAUUAACGUGCUGCUCAGAUCAUCUCAGAUGGGUUUGCUGUGAUGUUGAUGACCUUAACGUUCACCUACUCAAACCUAACAGAUGCAAAGUGGCAGAAAAAAUGGCGUGGUAAACAAUCUUAGAUUGGCGAAUAAUUGAUAUAAAAGCGACCCCAAAGUUCUAACUAGUGAAAUGUUUACCUCUGAAUAUUCUAAUCAUCUGUGGACAUAUAUGGUAGUAGUGCAUGCAAUAUGGUACUUUUUUCUUCAGGAAAGUGUGCAGAAAUGUACUAGUCAUCUCUGAGAUUUUAGGCAUGCUGUCCCAUUCAAAGCACGGCUGGUUAGCGCCCCUGCUGGUACAUGCCCGAACUACAUCAUCUGGAUGCAAAAAGCAGCCAUCCAAAAUUAGCAACAUAUUUUGACUUAAUAACUAUCUUUUAAAAACAAAGCUUCCUAAAGUGAUGGCACUGAAGAACCAUAUUCAGUUUUCCAAAGAAUCUUGCAGUGAACAUUUCUUUUAACAACGAUUAUGCCAGUAAGGAACCUUUAUUUUGUGUACGGUUGAGAUUAAUGACAAUUCUAAUUGAUUGCUAGCUUUCUCCAGCUAUUACAAACCUCUUAUAUUCAAACAUUAAGCUAAUCUUACUCCAAAAAGUGUAGAACAAAACAGAUGGAAAAAUUCCAACAUCACAGUCUUUAAGUUUAAGUUUAACACUUCACUAUCCCACUCUAAAUUCACUAGGCUUUACAGAUAACAGAUUAUAUCUUCUAAAAGACACAUUAGCAUAAACAUUAGCACUCACCUCAGACAGUCGAUCUCUCUUCUUGUAUAUAGUGACCUGUUUAAUGGGGGGGUCACAGCUAAUCAGGGUUAGCGGCUGCUGCUUAUCCAGGCGAGAUCCCCUGACACUUUUAAUCUCACUACCUUGUGUGACUUUAUCUUUUGAAUCAUUGAAGUUGUUGCAUAUUUAUUUGCUUUUACUUAUCAUUGGUAGUGGGUUAAUUUAUUGACACGAUGCACAUAUUUAUUUAUUUAUUACAUUUCCGAGGAUUGUACGAGGUUUAUUUAGAAGUAGAACGUGUUUUUUUGAUGGGGUCUGCUAUGGAAAUUGGAGUUGAGCUUUAUUCAGAUGAAUUGAACCUUUUUUUAAAACCAUGGUUUCGACGGUUAGAAUAACCGCGGUCUCCGAGGCACGUGUUUUUUUUUUGGCGGGCAGACUGUUGACACAUAGCUUACAGAAGAAUGGAAGGGCAAUAACUUGUUGACAGAGGCCUGGCUGACAGUGAGUUGACCUACCUUUUCUAACCCUACCGCUGCCCAUUUUCUCUUGUUUAAUGACUAAUUUAGUUCACCUCUUUUGGUUUUGGUUGUAAAAUGGAUGUAAGUUGAGAGACGCUGUCAUAAAGUCUAGUAGCCUAAUAGUGAAUCGGCAUUGUGUCCGGGAUUGGAUGUUAAAUAUUCUGCACCAGUUCAUAUGCCUGCGCUCAAAUUGUAGCUCUGUUUGGUUGCUUUGAGGUAUCCUGAUAACUAUUAGAAGACAUGUUGCAGUAUUUACACUCAUUUGAUAGUCUUACAAAGAAUGCAACAGGUUUUAUUCACUAGCAAAGAUCUGAAGGAAAUCCAAUCAAAGCGCUUUUCAUUUUGUAUGUCUCCAUAAUAGAAACAACCAUUUGAGAUGAAUGAAAUAAAGAGAGAUUAUUAAUAUAUCGCUAAGGCAUUGCAUAGUAUUUGAGGACAACUGUAUGAAACUGUCGGAGAUAUUGUAUUAAUCUUGUAUAAAUACUAUCGUUUUCACUUCCAAACCAAGCCUAUUCCCUCUUUGUAUAGAAUGAGAGUUUAUGUGUGUGGGAACUUUUUCACCUAAUAGAACCCUAAAUAUAAAUAUAAUAACUCAUGCACUAACCCCACUGUAAUCUGUAAAUAUCUAUCAAUAUUUCGAGGUCAUCUGUCAGAAGGUUUCAGCUGUUUUUGAGGCUGCCUGGCUCUAAGCGCACACGUCCAUACCGCUUUAAACGAGCCAACGGAGAAACCCGGUCGAGAAAGAGGCAAGAUAUGCAAAAAGGUUGAUGUCUUUUAGCGAUAAGUAACAUCAGCAAUGGAUAGUAUAAAAGACUUCAGCUUGUUUCACAUUGUACAUUGAGCUAAUAUCAAAGACAUGUUAAUACGGGCUACAUACAAGAACAUUAACAAAUGUUUAUUGUGUGUCUACACUGACAUUACGCCUGCUGCCUUCCUCAUACGAUCGAGGCAGGGUUACUUUUCCGAGUCAAUGAAAUACUGGUACUACUGUGUGAAUUUCUCUUUCUUACCAGACAAAUCUGGCUGGCAGAUAUGGAGUGGUUCUGUCUGAUUUACACUGUAAAUUUAAACCAUUUUCAAGGCCGGUUUCCACAAAGAGUGCUCCUCUGUUCUUGCUCUCUGAAGGGGUUUUACUAGCUUACCACAUCCAGAGUGUGUUGGCAGUUUCUGUUCACCCUCCAGCUUGCUUUUAACUCUAAAUGUUUGGCGCUUCUAAUUGUUAAGCGAAUAGAAUAAAUCAUCUGUUCCUCUAACUCUUCCCAACUAACAUAUGUCAGGAUUGUUUCUUUUAUAAAAUUUGAGAACGACAUGAUGCAACAACAGAAAACAGCUCUUUUGUUGGCUCUUUGUAUGUACUUGUACAUGUAAUACUAAACCAAUAUUAGUAAUGUUUUUGACAUUCAUACAGGGUCCGUAACAACGACUUUUAUUCUGGUGCAAACACUUGGUUUGGGUGACUGUGGUUCAACAGCCUAAUGAGCAAUGUUAAAUAUCUGCCUCACACUGAUUAUCUAAAAUGUUUCACUCAUUUAUUUGGUAUUUUAUUUAUCAGUUCUCAGUUCUUUAGGGUACAUUUCUUUCUGUAAAUACUGUUGUAGUGGUUAAUUUAAAAUGAAAGAGAAAAAAGACUAAGUUUUAUGAACUCCAUCUCAUGGCUGCAGUGCCUUGUCAGACAAGCGUUGUUGUUUUCAGUUGGUUGGUUCCAGUCUGCACCGUUUUAGUAAAAGUUGUACAAAAUAAGCACCAUAUUUGCGUCAUUAAUUUUCUCUGACGUUAAAUUAUUAAAGGUGUAGUUCACCCCAAAAUGUAUUUAAUGAUCAAACUGUACGGCUUGCUUCUUUGGAACAACAUAUAAGGGUGAUAAGGUGAAUAAAUUAAUGAUUUUUCAUUUUUGGGUGAACUAUUCUUUUAAGACAUGUUGUUAGCUGAUACUGUAUGUUGCUUCCUGAAUGUGCAUGCACACACAAACACACACACAAACACAUCUACCUAUUCUGAGACACACCGUUUAUAUUAAGUGUUUUGACCCCAGAGACCUUUUUUUUUUUUUUUUUUAAUGAAGAAGGCUCUAAAAAUGAAGAAAAGCUUAUUUGAGCUUUGCAGGUUAACAAAAACCUAUCCCACAGAGCUUGAUAAAAGAUGUUUCAAUCAGGCGGUUGGGGCUCUGCUUUAUAAGCAUGUGUUAUAUAAGAGUGUUAAGUAAGCUAUUUUGGCAAAUUUAGCCUGAUGUUAACACUCCCGAAGCAAGUCACAAAGAAAACGUCUUCACUUGGCACCCAGUAGCUUUCACAAAUAAUAAAAACACAAACAAGGACAUCAGAAGAAGAAACCGGAUCAAAGGUAAAGCGACUGUUGAAGUCAUUGUACAUACAACUAUCACAUAAACAUAUUAUGAACAUACACUACUGUUCAGAAGUUUGGAGUCGGUAAGUUUUUGUUUUUUAAGAAAUUAAUUUUAUUCAGUAAGGAUUCAUUAAAUUGACCCAGUGUCAAAAGGUGUAUUUUUCUUGACUUUUUUUUUUAGACUAAAGUGUAAAAAGAUACUUCUGGACUUCACCAAGCAGCACAACCAUUUCCAACUAAUAAUAAAAUAAUAACAAUGAUAAUAAUAAUAUAAAAAUGUUUCAUAAGUGCCAAAUCAGCAUACUGGAAAGAUUUCUGAAGGAUAAUAUGACACUAAAGACCGGUGUAAUGGCUUCUGAAAAUUCAGCAUUGCCAUUACAGAAACAAAUUACAAUAUAUUAAAACGAUAUUUGAAAUUUUAAUUAGUUUUUGGCUACUUAUGU
Messenger RNA from Onychostoma macrolepis, 7511 nucleotides. RefSeq names its product F-box and leucine-rich repeat protein 16 (gene fbxl16). Gene Ontology annotation, molecular function: protein binding. The transcript has 6 exons. Gene Ontology annotation, cellular component: SCF ubiquitin ligase complex. Gene Ontology annotation, biological process: SCF-dependent proteasomal ubiquitin-dependent protein catabolic process. Lineage: Eukaryota; Metazoa; Chordata; Actinopteri; Cypriniformes; Cyprinidae. Bases 345 to 1826 code for a protein of 493 amino acids. The record is from RefSeq and is a predicted model, not a curated record.